AUGGCUUCCGACGGCGACCCUGGCGGCUCGUCCAACUCCUACCCCGGCGCAACGCUCCAAGACAUUCCCAAGUCGUGGACUUUUACCUCGUCCCUCCCCCAUGAUGCGUUCUACCCCACCCCGCAGCCUCCCACGCCACCCCGCAGUCCGGAGCUCCUCGGCGUGAGUCCCGCCGCUAUGCGCGACCUCGGCAUCGUCGCUGGCGAGGAAAAGACGGGCGAAUUUCUCCAGGUCGUGUCUGGCAACAAGCUCCUCGGCUGGGAUGAGGAGGCCAAGGAGGGCGGGUACUCGUGGGCCCAGUGUUAUGGUGGAUUCCAGUUCGGCGCAUGGGCCGGUCAGCUCGGUGACGGGCGCGCCAUCUCGCUCUUCGAGACCACGAACCCGGCGACCGGGACCCGGUACGAGCUGCAGCUCAAGGGUGCCGGCUUGACGCCCUACUCGAGGUUCGCGGACGGCAGGGCCGUCCUCCGGUCCAGCAUCCGAGAGUUUGUCGUCUCGGAGGCCCUGCACGCGCUCGGCAUCCCUACGACGAGGGCGCUUUCGCUGACGCUGUGCAAAGGGUCGCGGGUGGUGAGGGAGAGGAUAGAGCCCGGCGCCAUUGUGCUGCGCUUCGCGCAGUCGUGGUUGAGGCAGCUGGCUACGUAUCUUGCCGAAGAGGUCCUUGGUGGGUGGGAGUCGUUGCCGGGAAUGCUUUCGACCCCGGAGAAGCCCUCGGAGAACGAGUCGGCUAGCCGCGGUCUCGACGCCUCCGAGAUUGAGGGUGAGCCUGGCGCGGAAGAGAACCGCUUCGCGAGAUUGUACCGCGAAGUCGCCCGUCUUAAUGCCGAGACCGUUGCCAAGUGGCAAGCCUACGGUUUCAUGAAUGGCGUCCUCAACACGGACAACACAUCCGUCAUGGGCCUAUCGGUUGAUUUUGGCCCAUUCGCCUUUAUGGACAACUUUGACCCUUCCUACACCCCCAACCACGACGACAGCCUCCUACGGUACAGUUACAAGAACCAACCCACCAUUAUCUGGUGGAACUUGGUGCGCUUUGGUGAGGCGCUGGGCGAGCUUAUAGGUGCCGGUGCCGGCGUCGAUGACCCCGUAUAUGUGAAGGAGGGUGUCAAGUCUGAGCAAGAGGCGGAGCUCAUCUCCCGCGCCGAAAAGAUCAUUACGCAAACGGGAGAGGAGUACAAGGCUACAUUUUUACGCGAAUACAAGCGCCUGAUGAGCGCGCGGCUGGGCCUAAAGAAUUAUCGCGACGCCGACUUUGACCAGCUCUUUAGCCCGCUGCUCGACCUCAUGCACGAGUUCGAGCUCGACUUCAACCAGUUCUUCCGGAGGCUCAGCGCACUCCCUCUAAGCGAACUCGAGACUCCCGAGGCGCGCCGGGACAAGGCGUCCAUUAGCGAGUGGCUCGACCGUUGGCGCAAGCGCAUCAUCGAGGAUUGGGGUGCCGGCAACGCCGAGGCUGCCCUGCCGGAAGACCGGGACGCACAGCGCACCAAAGCCAUGAAGGCCGUCAACCCCAACUUCACCCCACGCGGCUGGGUCCUCGACGAGGUGAUUCGUCGGGUGGAGAAGGAGGGCGAGAGGGAGGUGCUGCGCCGGGUGAUGCACAUGGCGCUGAAUCCCUUUGAGGAUAGCUGGGCCGGUAAGGAGUUUGAGGGCGUCUUGUACGAGGGAGACGCGGAGGAGGAGGCUAGGUGGACGGGGGAUGUGCCGGAGUUUGUGAGGGCUUUGCAGUCGCGCGCUCACUUCCUCGCGAACCAGGGCGGCCGUCCUCUUCGGGCGCCGCCGCCAAGUUCCGAUCCGGUGCUGGCCUCGGUCAACAGCUCCGCUUCGCUCACAAGGAGCUCAAGUUCGGUGUUGAGGCUCGUGCCUCUCUCCUUGCCGGUGUCGACACUCGCCAACGCCGUCUCCAGCACCCUCGGUCCCAAGGGCAGGAAUGUCUUGAUCGAGUCCAGCUUCGGCUCCCCCAAGAUCACCAAGGAUGGUGUAACCGUUGCCAAGGCCAUUACCCUUGAGGACAAGUUCGAGAACCUCGGUGCCAAGUUAAUAGCUGAGGUCGCUGGCAAGACCAACGAGGUUGCCGGUGAUGGUACCACCACCGCCACCGUCCUCGCCCGCGCCAUCUUCUCCGAGACCGUCAAGAACGUUGCCGCCGGCUGCAACCCCAUGGAUCUCCGCCGCGGUAUCCAGGCCGCCGUCGAUGACGUUGUCGAGUUCCUCCAGAAGCACAAGCGUGACAUUACCACCAGCGAGGAGGUCGCUCAGGUCGCCACCAUCUCCGCCAACGGUGACGAGCACAUUGGCAAGCUCAUUGCCAACGCCAUGGAGAAGGUUGGCAAGGAGGGUGUCAUCACCGUCAAGGAGGGCAAGACUCUCCAGGACGAGAUGGAGUCCCAGAAGGUUGAGUUCGAGAAGCCCUUGAUUCUCCUCUCCGAGAAGAAGAUCUCUGCCGUCCAGGACAUCAUCCCUGCCCUUGAGGCCUCCACUCAGCUCCGCCGCCCCCUCGUCAUCAUUGCCGAGGACAUUGACGGCGAGGCUCUUGCCGUCUGCAUUCUCAACAAGCUCCGUGGCCAGCUCCAGGUCGCCGCCGUCAAGGCCCCUGGCUUCGAAGGCCACCCCGACAUGCUCGGCUCCACCGGCUCCAUCACCAUCACCAAGGAGGACACCAUCAUCCUCAACGGCGAGGGUAGCAAGGAUGCCCUUACCCAGCGCUGCGAGCAGAUCCGUGGUGUCAUGGCUGACCCUAGCACCUCUGAGUACGAGAAGGAGAAGCUCCAGGAGCGUCUCGCUAAGCUUUCCGGUGGUGUCGCCGUCAUCAGGGUCGGUGGCUCCUCUGAGGUUGAGGUCGGCGAGAAGAAGGACCGCUUCGUCGAUGCCCUUAAUGCCACCCGUGCUGCCGUUGAGGAGGGUAUCCUCCCCGGUGGUGGUACCGCCCUCCUCAAGGCCGCUGCCCAGCUCAGCAUCAAGCCCGAUAACUUUGACCAGCAGCUCGGUGUCAGCAUUGUCAGGAACGCCAUCACCCAGCCCGCCAAGUCCAUUGUCAAGAACGCCGGCCUUGAGGGUGCCGUCGUUGUCGGCAAGCUCAUGGAUGAGUAUGCUGGCGAUUUCAACAAGGGCUUCGACAGCGCUAAGGGCGAGUACGUCGACAUGAUCGCUGCCGGUAUUCUCGACCCCCUCAAGGUCGUCAGGACCGGUCUCCGUGAUGCCAGUGGUGUUGCUUCUCUUCUCGGCACCACCGAGGUCGCCAUCGUCGACGCCCCCGAGAAGGGCCCUAGCGGCCCCAUGGGUGGUAUGGGCGGCAUGGGAGGCAUGGGCGGAAUGGGUGGCAUGAUGUAA
Messenger RNA from Parascedosporium putredinis, 3330 nucleotides. The record is from the annotation of a GenBank genome assembly. Lineage: Eukaryota; Fungi; Ascomycota; Sordariomycetes; Microascales; Microascaceae.